AUGCGACGUGCAGCGCGUCUCCCAAGCACAGCGCUACGUCAUGCGUCCCACUCCACCCCUUCUGCGUCCUCCUCGUCGCUGCGCCUGGCCUCGACGUCGGCCUCGCCGCUCCAACCUCUGUCCGGCGAGCUGGGCCCUCACAUGACAUUCAUGCCCCCACCACUGCCCGAAGACAGUCGCAAGGGAAUGGCCGACACGUUCUUUCCCGAUACGGCACAACAGGAUCUCCGGGCCGUGAUGAACGCCUGUUUACACGCCGGCUACGACGUCCGACGCGCGCUCGCUAUAUUCGACGAGAUGCGUUCUGGCGAGGGGCGCGUGGAAGUGGCCGCGUAUAACCGCGUCAUUGCGGCGUGUCUCGAUAUGAUCGAGCGCGAACCGCAUAAGGCCGUCGUUUGGCUUGAUGAUGCAUUGGAGUAUAUUCGAAUAUUGCAUGAUGGGAGCGACGGUGUUGCGCCGAGUGCGGGCACUUAUGCGUUGGCGCUGCAGGCGUGGGUCAUGUAUGGCCAGAAUGCGAAGGAGGGUGAGGAGGUCGAGGCAGAAGGAGAAGGCGUGGGGAAGUUGCAGAGUGAUGUGUAUCUGAGGCCGAAGGAGGUGUUGAGGGGUAUUGUGAGGCAUGAUUUGGCCGUGGAAGAGGUCGUGUCGGAUCAUCGGAUUGCUGACGACGGCGUCGCGUCGGAAAUGCUCAGGACACUCCUCCGAGUAGCAGCCAAAGACAACGCGUUCAAAGGCGUAGCAGAGCGUCUUGUACAAGCAGACGAGAUUGCACGGCAUCUCCAACAAGACUCGCUUGAAAACGUGCCGGACGUGAAACCAGUCGAGAUUCAAGCGACUGGACCAUCAGGCUCGGCCUCGACAGUCCCAUUCAACUUGCAAAUCCUGCGCGAUCAUCUCACAUCAACACAACUCUUCAAGCGUCUUCUCCCGGCGGAUCAAAUGGCGCGUCAGCUCUUGCUCGAACGGUCCGUUCUUGACAUUGCGGGCGAGCGGCUGCGCAAGCUGGCCGAGCAGUUCGAGAAGAUCGGUUUGGACAAGAAUGCCCGGAAGAGCGACGAGAGCAUUCAGCGGUGGAUGUGGGACUGGAACGUCAAACUCGUCGAACGUCUCAAGAAAGAUAUUCGUGCCGUUCGGAGAGAGGAAGAUCGUGCGGUUGGUGGAUCGGACAAGGACAUCACGCGCGUCGCGCCGUUCUUGGAACUGCUCAAACCAGAAAAGCUGGCGCUUAUCACGAUUCUCGAGAUCAUGCGGUUGCACGGUACUGGUGGUAUCGCGGACGGGAUGAAGACUGCGCGGGCAUUGCUCGUUGUGGGAAAAGCCGUUGAGAGCGAGUACAAGGCCGAAGUCAGCCGCAAAUACGGCUUGUCGGUUCCUUCACUUGGUCCUUCUGCCGAUGGAACGCGGUUCUCGUAUGCGGAUCUGCAUAAGAGGCGUGUGGCGGCGAGGUUACAGAUGACCGACGCGGAACAGUGGACAGACGAUUGGAGUCAAAUCGUCCGUGUACGCGUCGGCGCGUUCUGUGUGUAUCGGUUGAUGGAGGAGGCCAAGGUCGAGCGUGUAGGACGCAACAAAGCGACAGGCGAAGAAGUCGUCGAGUACCACCCCGCGUUCAGCCACGGGUACGAGUACUUCAGGGGGUUCAAGUUGGGGACAAUCAAGCUGAACCCGCUCGUCUCCGAACGCAUCGCAAAAGACAACGUCCGCGAAACGCUUCACCCCCGCCAUUUGCCUAUGCUCGUCGAGCCCAAACCAUGGACGGACUGGAACUCGGGAGGGUACUAUACGAUUCAGAGUCAUAUCAUGCGCUUCAAGGACAGCCAGGAGCAGAAAGCACUGCUGCAAAAGGCGGUUCAGGAGGGAAAGAUGGAGCAGGUCUUUUUCGGGCUUAAUGCGUUGGGCGCUACGCCGUGGAGGAUCAAUCGGCCGCUGUUCGAUGUUGUGCUCGAGGUAUGGAACUCUGGCGAACGCAUGGGCAAGAUCCCACCGUCCGAAUUCGACGGCCCUCCGCCCGAAAAGCCAGCAAACGCCGAAACGGACCCGCACGCCCGGAUGGCCUACCUCGCGCGCGCGAAGAAGUACGCGCAGGACAAGGCCGCGAAUCAUAGUGACAGGUGCAGUGUGAACUAUAAAAUCGAGAUUGCUCGCGCGUUCUUGGACGACGUGUUCUAUCUGCCGCACAAUCUUGAUUUCCGUGGACGCGCGUACCCACUUCCGCCGCAUUUGAACCAUAUGGGGAAUGAUCUUUCUCGUGGGUUGUUGCUCUUCGCUACAGCCAAGCCGCUCGGCGAGCGCGGGUUGAGGUGGCUAAAGAUCCAUCUUGCGAACUUGUAUGGGUACGACAAGGCGACGUUUGAUGAGCGUGUCGCGUGGGUCGAUGAGAGGAUUGAGCAGAUUAUGGCUUCCGCGAAGAACCCUCUCGGCCCCUCCGAACACGAAUCAUGGUGGAAACACGCCGACGACCCCUGGCAAUGCCUCUCAACAUGCAUGCAGCUCUCCAACGCCCUAAACUCUCCCGACCCGCUCGCAUACGAAUGCCCCUUACCCGUCCACCAAGACGGUACCUGUAACGGUCUGCAGCAUUACGCCGCUCUGGGCGGCGAUGCUCAGGGUGCGCGGCAGGUCAAUUUGGAUGUGGCGGAGAGGCCGAGCGACGUGUAUACGUAUGUGGCGAACAUGGUCGAGAAGAGGAUCGAGGAGGAUCUGCAGAGUGAGGAUGCGAGGACUAGGCGGUAUGCGGAGUUGUUGCAUGGGAGGAUUGCUAGGAAGGUCGUCAAGCAGACUGUCAUGACGACCGUGUACGGCGUCACCUUCAUCGGCGCGCGCGAGCAGAUCGAGAAGCAGCUCCGCGAGCGCGGCGAGUUGCCCGCGGAAGAAGUAUACAUGGGCGCGGCCUACCUCGCCCGUCAAGUCCUCUCCUGCAUUGGCGAUCUCUUCCAAGGCGCGAACGAGAUCAUGCGCUGGCUCACCAUGUCCGCGCGCGCCAUCGCGAAGUCCGUGCCGGGCGAACGUCUCCCGCAUGCGCUCAGCAUUGUGCAGCCGAGUGGGACGUGGAAGAACGCAAAGAAGAAGAGCGCGUUUAUGAGGGUUAGGAAGGAGCAGAUGGGCGCGGUCGUUUGGACUACGUUGCUUGGGUUGCCGAUCGCGCAGCCGUAUAGGAAGGUCAAGAGGAAGCAGAUCCAGACGAGCGUGCAGAGCGUGUUCAUCUCGGAUCCGAAUAUCCCUGCUGAGGUGAACGCGAAGAAGCAAGCCACCGCUUUCCCGCCCAACUUCAUCCACUCCCUCGAUGCCACCCACAUGCUCAAAACCGCCAUCGAAUGCGCCUACCGCGGCCUGAUGUUUGCAGCCGUCCACGACUCGUACUGGACCCACGCCUGCGACAUCGACGAGAUGUCGAACGUCAUCCGCGAUACGUUCAUUGACCUCCACUCCUCCGACGUCCUCAAGCGUCUCGACGACGAGUUCCGCGCGCGGUACGCAGACCAUAAGGUCCCCGUUGUAUCGGCGAAGGCCGCGGCGUUCAUGAAGAGUCAUGCGGGCGCGGCGGAAGAUGGGGAUGCGCUGUAUGCUGCGGAGGAUGUCAAGCUUGACGAGCUUAAGGGAGAUGAUCUGGACCUGACCAGUGCGGCGAGCGACUUCACGAGGGCGAAGAGGAGUGCGGAGCAGAAGAAGGGCGUUGUGGAUGAGUAUGCUGAGGCUGAGGAGGAAGACGAAGAGGCGGGUUUACCGGGUGAAGAUGGCGAUGCGGAACUGCAUGUACAGGAUCCGGUCGAGGGAGAAGCGGUCCUGAAGGAUGCGCCGGACGCGAUUGGUGCGGAGCUGGAGGAUGCUGCUGAUGGCGACGCGAGGCAGCGCAGGGCGGAGGUGCAGCAGUUGCUGAAUACGGAGAAGAAGGGGAAGGCUGCGAAGAAGGACAAGGAGGCGUUGCCGUCGCCUGAGGAGCUGCAUGGCAAGUUCGUAGAUCUCGUUGAUCUAUUGCCGCAGUUGCCGAAGAAGGGAGAGUUUGAUGUGAGCAAGAUCAAGCAGAGCUUGUACUUCUUUUCGUAG
Peniophora sp. CBMAI 1063 is the source of this 4041-nucleotide messenger RNA. The record is from the annotation of a GenBank genome assembly. NCBI's taxonomy places the organism in Eukaryota, Fungi, Basidiomycota, Agaricomycetes, Russulales, Peniophoraceae.